AAAAGAAAAGAAAAAACUGUGAGUAUUUGGAGGUCAAGAGCAGGAAGAGGAGAGAAUCCUCUGCGCCGUGGUGAUGGAGUGGGAGGCGCAAAAGGCAGAGGCUGUCCAACAUCCAGCGGCGGAAGGACUUGAGGUCAGUGACGGACGCCGGAGCUGAGACGCGGACGAGCGCGCGCUCCACUCGCAGACGCUGACCACUGCUCAGCACCCUGGAGGAGUCCGGCCGCCCCCAUGCGUGUCCAAAAAAGGCACAUAAAGAUAUGACCAGGGAUGUGGAUGCGGAUCGUUCCUGAAAGGACCCCGGGAGACUUUUUACUUCCAGGCACGAUGACGGUGGACCAUCGGUCCCUUUUCGCUCGGAGCAAAGUUCCUUUCCGUCUUGCAGGCGAGCUCAUCGGGGAGUAAAAAUAUGGGAUUAAACCUGCCCGUUGGUUGAAGCAUCCUCCUGUGCUGAAUUGUGGACUUAAUGACACUCGGGCUAAGCUCCGGAUCGUGGAGCAGCUACAUGUUGCGCGGCGCACGCAUCCGCUGUGCUCGCGUUGGGUUGUUUACCGUCCACGUUCGGAAGUGUUUUUAAAGAAACCGGAUAACGCCUCACCUGAGUCGAAAACAUGACCUUUUCAUGACCGUGUGUGUGUGUCAAGCUUUCACGGUGACAUGGAAACUACAGGAAUCCACACCCUCCUCUAUUAUUUAAUUCUACAUUUUCCAUUUAUCAUUUGUGCAAAUGCCGCGUUCACCGAAGUCCCGAAAGAUGUGAGUGUAGGGGAAGGAGAGGAUGUGGAGAUGCCCUGUGCCUUCAAGGCCGCCACCUCGGUACCCAUGUCUUUGGAGAUUCAGUGGUGGUACCUCAAGGAGGCAGGCCUCAAAGAACUGCCUCAUGAGCAAAGAGCAAAGGGAGGUUUGAGAGGAGCCACAAAAAUAAGUACGGUGCGUGUUCAGGGCAACGCUAUCUCCCACCGCCUCAGCCUGGCCAAGGUGAAGAAAGAAGACGAGGGCGUGUACGAGUGCCGCGUGUCCGAUCUGUGGGCCGAGGACGACGAGGAGGAGUUCACGGUCCACGCCGCGCUACGCGUCACGCCAGGCGCCGGCAUGGUGGCCGAGGAGGCCGUAUCGCACAUUCAGAACCGCUGGCUGCUGAGGAGCACCAACGCCGCUGUGGGUGGGGGCUCUGCAGGGAGCGCCACCUCCAAGCCCGGCCUUGGGGUUGCGAGACCCAAGCAGGGGAAGCACCGGUUGCCCCAGAAAGCCCAGCCCGACCUCCUCACUUCCAUAUCGUCCACGACUACCUCCUCGAUGGCCAAGUCUGCAGCGUCGCCGCUGUUGGGGACUGCAGCCAUCCUCCGGCAUUGGCAUAGGGCUGACUACUGCAUCACGAGCACUUUGGACUCCAUCUUCUAUAUCACGCUCCUUUUCCUACACAAGGUUCUUCUUUCACUGUUGGCCCACUAAAGACUCUUUACCCCAAACUAUGUAGGCCUUACAGUCGUUAAAUUCUAAACCAAAUAUAACCAAGGGAGCAGGCAGUGCCCACAGGAGAGCAGUUGUCAUGUUCGAUUGAUUUGAAAUGUUGCAGCACAUCACAACAAAGAGAUAAUGCAAUGCAACACAGGACUCAGCAGCUGGACUGUGGGAGGAUAUUCCUUGGAGGGGGAAGACACGUGAGAUGCAGCGGUGUGGCUGAUGACUGAGAAGAAGGAGGACCAGAAGUGGUGACUGGAGCAUGAUAACUCAUCCACACAGCAUGUGGAGUGUGGCCACAUGCAGCGCAAUUAUUGCUCAGCCUCCUCAGAUGCACUCACGUUUUUUUAGCAUUUUCACUGAGUUCUCUUCCUCAGAAGACACACACACACACAAACACAUCACUGAAGGUCUGCUAGUCAUCUGAAAAUUAGUCAUGUGACCACUGUGUUUGUUUUUUACUCAUUUGAUGACUAUGCCUGUCCGUCACUGACGUAUUUCUCUGUAGCCACACUAGCCCUCCUCAUUAUAGAGUUGCUGUUACAAAUAUGUUAGACAUGUCUCAUCCCUCUACAUACCUCUCUACACACACUUUUCCUCCCAUAACUGUGUUCCAUGAUGAAAACAAGUAAUGAGCUGAUAUAUUUUGAAAUACAACAAAUGUUACCACUGCUGUCACCUCUGAUAAUGUUUAUUUUUGUUAUAUCUAUCGAGUGUUAAGUGACAUUUCAUUUCUAUGACACGGUGCAAUUUGUUGGUAACUUGCAGCAACUGAGAUGAAGGUUUAUUGUUUUUGUAAUAAAAAAGUGCACUCCAG
Molecule: messenger RNA, 2278 nt
Organism: Menidia menidia (Atlantic silverside)
Lineage: Eukaryota; Metazoa; Chordata; Actinopteri; Atheriniformes; Atherinopsidae
Source: the annotation of a GenBank genome assembly